AUGGUGACCAUGGCCAUUGCCAAGUUCCUCCCCGUUGCAGUUCUUGCCAGUCUCGUCGCUGGGCAGACUCUCAAUAUUCCAGCAAGGAGCGGUUCCAUCAUCUCCCUCCCUGCGCCGAGCGUGAUUUCCGGUUCGAAGGACAUGGAAAACAAAGAAUACGACCGAGGACGCGCAUGCGAGACAGACGUCGAGACACCGGGUGGCCAUCCCGUCUUCAUCCUGGAUGACGGCGCGACACUCAGCAACGCCAUCAUUGGCAUUGGCCAAGUAGAGGGUAUCCACUGCAGAGGUGCUUGCACGCUGAAAAAUGUCUGGUUUCGCAAGGUUUGCGAUGAUGCCAUCACGCUCGUCGGAAACGGCGACAUCCUCAUCCAGGGAGGAGGUGCACAGUCUGCAGUCGAAAAUGUCAUUCUGCAUCAAGGCAAGGGGACCGUUACGAUCAAGGACUUCACCGUGGUAGGAUCGAACAGGCUUUACCGUGCUUGCGGUAAUUGCGCAAAUAAUGGAGGGCCUCGCAAUGUUGUCAUUGAGAACGUUAAAGCGAACAACGUGAAGCUUCUCACCGGCAUCAACUCCAACUUCGGCGACGUGUCCACCGUGUCCAACUCAUGCGGCGCAGCGGUUACGAAGGUGUGCCAGGAGUACAAGGGUGUCCAGAAGGGACAGGAGAGUUCGAAGGUGACUACUACGGCUAACUGCAAAGGACAAACAUCUCUCGGCGCAUGUUAA
Messenger RNA from Colletotrichum chrysophilum, 729 nucleotides. RefSeq lists its product as uncharacterized. The record is from RefSeq and is a predicted model, not a curated record. The transcript is spliced from 2 exons. Gene Ontology annotation, molecular function: pectate lyase activity. Gene Ontology annotation, cellular component: extracellular region. Bases 1 to 729 code for a protein of 242 amino acids. Gene Ontology annotation, biological process: pectin catabolic process. Lineage: Eukaryota; Fungi; Ascomycota; Sordariomycetes; Glomerellales; Glomerellaceae.